UGUGGUAUGCAGCAGAUAUUCAAAAUUGAGAAACAUGGCCAAACAUCAUCCUGACCUUAUUUUUUGUCGUAAACAGCCUGGUGUCGCUAUUGGUAGACUAUGUGAGAAGUGCGAUGGAAAGUGUGUGAUCUGUGAUUCUUACGUGAGACCAUGCACAUUGGUGAGAAUCUGUGAUGAGUGUAACUAUGGUUCCUACCAGGGCAGAUGUGUUAUCUGUGGAGGACCAGGUGUAUCAGAUGCUUACUACUGCAAAGAGUGUACUAUACAGGAGAAAGAUAGAGAUGGCUGCCCUAAGAUUGUGAACCUAGGAAGCUCCAAGACAGAUCUGUUCUAUGAGAGAAAGAAAUAUGGAUUCAAGAAGAGAUGAUGUGCGAGCAGAUAAACCUUUGUAAAUAAUCUAAGUCUUGUAGCUAUGUUGUUGAUUAUGAUUAUAG
This is a messenger RNA of Strongylocentrotus purpuratus (purple sea urchin), 434 nucleotides long. RefSeq names its product PHD finger-like domain-containing protein 5A. NCBI's taxonomy places the organism in Eukaryota, Metazoa, Echinodermata, Echinoidea, Camarodonta, Strongylocentrotidae. Gene Ontology annotation, biological process: mRNA splicing, via spliceosome. Gene Ontology annotation, cellular component: catalytic step 2 spliceosome; U12-type spliceosomal complex; precatalytic spliceosome. The coding region runs from base 35 to 367 and encodes 110 amino acids. The record is from RefSeq and is a predicted model, not a curated record. The transcript is spliced from 3 exons.